Molecule: messenger RNA, 3624 nt
Organism: Cydia strobilella
Lineage: Eukaryota; Metazoa; Arthropoda; Insecta; Lepidoptera; Tortricidae
Gene: daw
Product: inhibin beta B chain
Exons: 6
Coding region: 16-1131 (371 amino acids)
Cellular component (GO): extracellular region
Molecular function (GO): growth factor activity; cytokine activity
Source: RefSeq, a predicted model, not a curated record
AACAUCCGGGUAUAUAUGCGCGCGCGUCGCUCGGCCGCCACUCGCGCGCCGCCCUCCGCGCCGCACGCCUGCGCGCCAACCAUCGCGAUGCGUGUGCUCGUGCUUGUGUGUGUUCUCAGUGCGUUGAACCUGUCAGACGCGUUCUGCGCGAACUGCGCAAGCGACGUCGACCUGACAGAUGUGCGGUUGGAGUUUGUGAAGAGACAGAUCUUGAAGAAGUUGCGGUUAAGCAAGAAGCCGUCGGUGGCUGUGCCGGUGAACAGCCUGCCGAUGCCGGUGGCGCAGGGGCAGACGCUCAGCCAGGGCACGGAUAAGCCGCCCGAGUUUGAUGACUACUAUGGGCGAACGGAGCAGAAGAUCAUUUUUCCUGUUGAAGGGGAGUGCCUGACGUCGGGCCGGUACCCGUUCACGUGUCUGCAGUUCGAGCUGCCCCCAGACCUAGAGCCUGAGGAGGUCACAGUCGUCGAGCUCUGGUUUUUCAAGGAGCCCGAUCCUCUAGACGAAUACAACCAAACGUUUGUCAUCUCCGAAGCGGCCCAUUGGGACAGCCAGCAACAGUUCAAGAAGACAAGACCCAUCGCCAUCAAAGAGACGGACACAGGGGAGGGUUGGGUCAGAGUAGAGCUGGCGUGGGCGGUCAGGGUGUGGUUAGAAGAACGGGAGAGGUUACACACACUUCAUGUAGCUUGCAGGACUUGUCAGCUGCGCCGCUCGCCCCUCUCUUUCCACGAGAAGCGACGUCCAUUCCUCGUGCUGUACACGAAAUAUGCCGGGAAAAGAAGAAGAAACCGCGCGCUGGAGUGCGGCUCCGGCACCACAGACUGCUGCAGAGAACCGCUCUAUGUCGACUUUAAAACAAUAGGUUGGGCGGAUUGGAUAAUCAAGCCAGCGGGCUACCAUGCAUACUUCUGCAAGGGCAACUGCGCGCCCAUCUCCGCCGUCACGCAAACGGGCAGCUAUCACAAUAAUAUUAUUAGAAAAUAUUUCUACACGGUGGGCAAGUCGGAGUUCAAGCCAUGCUGCGCACCGACCACCUUCAGCUCUCUUCAGCUCCUUUACAUGGACUCAAAUAACACGGUGACGCAGAAAACGCUGCCAAACAUGGUGGUCGAAACUUGUGGGUGCAUGUGAUGGUAGACUUGUUCUAAUAUCGACUUUCUCGAAGUUAAUUGAUAUAAGUAUAAAUGUGGAAAGCAAGAAGAUAAGGUUAGACGCAUUUGGCCAAAUUCUGUCCGAUUUAAAGUCUCUAAGAAUCACCAACUUUUCUAGAGAAUAAAUGUGGUAUUUUCUAUAAAAAGGGACCUUAUUGUCGAUGGCGCUUACGCCAUUAUUAACUAUGCUCCGAUAUAAAUACAAUGCCGCGCGACGCUGUGCGGCAUCGACAAUAAGGUUCCUUUUCAUAGAAAAUGCCCCAAAUCCUUUCAAGUCUUUACAUCUAUUAACUAUAAAAUGUUUUUUUUUUUAAUUAAUAUGUGGUCUAUAUUUCAUUAGUCAGAAAUUCUGAAUAGUAUGAAAUCUUUAACUGAACAGAUUUGUUAUUAAUAAAUAAGAUGGUACACACACUGGUAAAAUUGCUGUUUGUAAGGCCAGGGGCCCAUUUCUCAAACGGUAUUAGACUAAUAUUAUUAGUGUGUUGCCAUGGUAACCCAUACGACUUGACAGUUCGUGGACUAAUAAUAUUAGUCUAAUACCGUUCGAGAAAUGGGCCCCAGUUGCAUAUGAUUUUCUAAUUGUAAUGUUAUUUGUAUGUUUUCUUCGCUCAAUUUGUAGUUGUAAGAUAAACAGAUAAAAACUUUUGAAGUCUCUCUUUUAGAAAAUGUUCUCGAAUGCAAGCGACAAGGAGGGAAUAUAGGACGUACGUAAAAUUGCCAGAACACGCCGCUUGCGCUAGAGAAAGAAUUCCUGGUAUAAAUAUUAAGUGCGUUAUUAUAUAUGCGAAUGAAGAUGAACGCAAGAAUUAUGUGAGGCUUGUGUGAAAACUACUUAAGCGUAAUGUGAUAGGUAUGACAUUUGACAAUGAUGAAUGCAGGUUAUAGCAUGGAGACUAUAUAAAGGAGCCAAAUCUCUAUGUAUGAAAAGUGUCCAUCAAAAAACAGUAAUUAGGCGGCGCCACCAUACACCGAAAUACUACCAAAAACAACCUACGUAAUUUGGUCGGGUUAUUUGUUGCCUUAUAUGGUUCAUUUUAUACUCAUGUCCCAGAGCCUAACUAGCGCCACCGGAGAGAUUAGGAACUAUUAUUUAAAGCUGAAAGCGGUCACUUUUGCAACAAUUCUGCCAUAAGAGAUUGGCAUCCUUUCUAUACCAUCCAUAGGUUAUAGUGAAUGUGUGAUGUAUGGCCGUACUGAUGUGGCAGGUACCACUUAGGUGAAUUAUCAUAUUUUAUAUGGUGUUCAAGAGUAUAUAAUUGUAGAAUUUUAUUAGGUAGAGUUUAAGUUUUUAAAGAUAUGUUUGUCAUGAUUAUGCAUGUUACUAAAUGGUCAUUUGUGACGUUUUCAUCCAAAGGGUACCACAUUGUCGGUUGUCGAUAAAGUUGACUUCUAAUUGAAGCUAUAUGGGAAUAGUGCCUUACUGACAAGCGACAAUAAGUACCCUUUUGGUUUAAAAUGGCACAUUUUUUGACGAGGCAGUUAAGAAACCGUACAGCUAUAAAAUUAAUAGGUAAAAAUAUGAUGGGCAUUCAUAUUUUACCAAUUUUUGCUGCUCAACUAACGACAAGCUAAUAAUCACUUUAAGCAGAUAAUUUGGACGUAUAGUCGGACCACGCUAAGUUUUCAUGCCAAGUGCAACGUUAAAUAUGGAGCUUACAUAUCCCUGUAAGCUGGCAGUAAGAACUUACUGCCAAGUUUGUGCAAAGUUAGCGUGGUCAGUCUAUUAAUAGUUCGGCAUGUUUUCUUUUCUUAAAAAAAAGUUGUAGCAUAAAUACAAGUGCUUUUUGUGAUUUAGAUAGUUAUUUAGGUCCAGUGCAUUUAUAUAUUUUAUUAUAUGGGUUUGCACGAUUUCAUAGCUGCGUGUAUGUGAAAAUUUUUAAUAUGCUGUUUGGAAAAUGUAGCAGUUAUUUUAAAAUAAUUAAAAUACAACAAAAAAAAUAUAUUUACGGAAAUUUUAUUUUACACAUCAAUGUAAAGAUGGAAGGCUGCAUUUCCAAAAAAACAUAUUAAAAUGUAUGACUAAAAAUAAAAGUUAUGUUGUAACUGUAAGUAUGAUAAAUUAUCAAAUACUGUUACUUAAGUGUUUAAUUUUAUUGUAAAUAUUGUUCCUAUAGUUUUAAUAUAUUUUGUCGAUGGUAAAAACCAAGCAAAGUAUCAGAAAAAACCGAUCCAACAGUUCAUUCAUUUGUAAAAAAAAUGUAAGUUAUCCAUUACCUUACUGUAACUUAAUCGAAAAAAAAAAUUGUUUUAGGUAAAGAUAAAAUAUAUCAAAAAUGCUUUAGACAAUCGUACAUUUGAAACAUUAUGUAAAUAAUGAUUUAGUAUAAAGACACUGAUCUGAUUAAUUUCACACACAAAAUGUACUUAAGUAGAUUUGAACGUUGUAGAAUUCUGUUUCUGUUUUUGAUACGGUGUCUAAGUAUUAUAGAUAUAAGAUACAUUUCAAAAUUAAGAGUAAAAAAAUAGAAGUAUA